Molecule: messenger RNA, 3626 nt
Organism: Stegodyphus dumicola
Lineage: Eukaryota; Metazoa; Arthropoda; Arachnida; Araneae; Eresidae
Product: SH2/SH3 adapter protein dreadlocks-like
Biological process (GO): ephrin receptor signaling pathway; cell migration
Cellular component (GO): cytoplasm
Molecular function (GO): receptor tyrosine kinase binding; signaling adaptor activity
Source: RefSeq, a predicted model, not a curated record
AUCAAUUUAGUAGACGAUGUUAUGGAGGAAAUUGAUUUGAAAUUGUUUAAUUGAAUUUUUUUUUAAUUAGAAAAAAGCCUAGUUAUGUUAUUUGGAAUUAGUAUUUAAAUUUAUGCAAAUGAGGCCUUGUAACUGUAUAUAACUUGUCUAAAGCAAGUAUGAUUUAAACGUAGUGUGCUUUAACAGAAAAUGCAAUGUGAAGCAUAAGGUGUAUUUUAUUAAAAUCAAGUAUUUAUGUAUAUCAUGUCCCACCAUAAAAUGGGAAAGACAGAAGAAACUUAUGUCAUCGCAAAAUAUGAUUACACUGCUCAAGGAAGUCAAGAACUGGAUAUCAAGAAAGGUGAACGACUGAUUUUGCUAGAUGAUAGCAAACACUGGUGGAAAGUGCAGAAUGCAAAACAUCAGUCUGGUUUUGUUCCUUCUAAUUAUGUAAAAAGAGAGAAACCUUCAAUUUUUGAUAGUAUACGUAGGAAGGUGAAAAAGAAAACAGAGGCAAAGAUGUCUCCUACUGCAUCUCCUAUUGCUACAAAAGAAGUGAAUGUAGACUCACCUCGUAACGUGUCUGAUAAAACAUGCAGCUAUACAGGAACAUCUGCUAUUGUCAAAUAUAACUAUGAAGCUCAGCAACCAGAUGAAGUGUCACUUUCAAAGGGAGCUCGAGUUUUGGUUAUGGAGAAAUCAAAUGAUGGUUGGUGGAAGGGAGAAUGUGAUGGAACUGUUGGAUGGUUCCCUUCAAAUUAUGUUCUUGAAGAAGCAGAUGAUGCAAAUGACAGCAGUCACAAUUAUACACCUGCUGGAUCUGCAAACAACACAUUACAAGGCAGUGGUUGCCUAGAUGUAGUUUUGGCUCUCUAUUCUUUUACUUCCCAAAAUGAAGAAGAACUAAGUUUUCAGAGGGGUGAACAUUUAGAAAUCAUUGAUAGACCCGAGAAUGACCCAGAUUGGUGGAAAGCUAGGAAUCAGCGGAAUGAAGUUGGGUUGGUGCCAAAGAAUUAUGUUCAGGUAGUUUGCCAUGGUAAUUCUGUGGAGACAUAUCCUGGCAAAAACUUUCCACUCUCAAGUAGUGCUGAUAUUUUAAUGGACAAUGGUAUAUCUCGGAAGGAGACUACCAGUUUAUCACUUGGAGCCAGUGGUGGCUCUCCAGCACUGUUUCGAAACAAAUUUGGCAGCUUACAGGAGCGGCCUGACCUAAAUGGUAAAAGCUGGUAUUAUGGCAGCAUUACUCGAAGCCAGUGUGACCAAAUGUUAAGUGAAUAUGCGGAAGAUGGUGACUUCAUAGUUCGUGACAGUGAAACAAAUGUUGGUGAUUACUCUAUAUCACUGAAAGCAUCUGCUAGAAACAAGCAUUUUAGAGUACAUGUGGAUGGUCGUGUUUUUUGCAUUGGGCAGAGAAGGUUUGACACAUUGGAUGAUUUAGUAGAACAUUAUAAGAGAGCUCCUAUAUAUACUAGUCCUAGAGGUGACAAAUUGUACUUAAUAAAACCUUUUCAGAAACCUGCAAAAUCAUAAUAAAUAAAGAGAAAAAGGUUUUGAAAAAUUUUAUUGAUAACAUCUUGCAAGCUCAAGAAUACUGGUAUGUAUCCCCAAGAUAAGUACACCUUUCAUCCCUGAUGAAUAUACCUGUGCCAUUCUUACUAGCAUGUUUGAAGAAUGAAUUGGUUUUGCUGUACCCUAUUUGCCAAGAAGUGCCUUUACUUUAAGUUUUUGCUUUUUAAAAUAUCUGUGGAUCAAAUUUAAAUAUGUAUCAUUUUUUAUCAAAAUAUAUGGCACUUCAAUUUCCCAGUAUUUUUAUGCUUGUCUCAUUAUAUUUGUUUUCACUAAAUGCUUUAAAAACAUGUACUAAUCAGUUAUUACAGAACUUUGAAGUUCCAGAAUUUUUACUCAAGAGCUUAACAUCAACUUUGCUGCACUCAGCAUGUUCUUUGUGAGCCUUAAAUUGUUGUCUUUGUGUUGAGAUGCAGUCUAGCAUGUAAUAAUAAAUUUUUUAGAAUAUAUUUGUUAGGAGGGAAACUUUGAGACAUUUUUGACUUUGGCACUAUUGUACCAAUAAUACAUUGCAUAUUUUAUCAAGUAUUCCAUUUUUUUUUUAUGUCUAGAGCAGCAUGAAUUUCGAUACAUAAGUUAGAGACAAUUCAUAGAGCAUGUGCUUUUGAAUUCUUUUUUGAGUAAAUCAUAUAAACUUUCUUUUGAUAAUCAUCUCAGUGAUAUCUUGUAUUUCUUGAAAAAUAUGAAAGGGAAGGUGGAGGACUUGUGUGCACUUAAAGUGAUAUUGCUCUUGAAUAGAAAUAAUAAUUAAAAAAAGAAAGCAACUUAAGCAUUUAUAGUCUUAAGGUCAAAAGUCGGCAAACAUAAAAAAUAGUCAAUUGCGCACAAUUUCUUUCUCAUCCUGUGGGUAAUGUUGCACAUUAGAGAAAAAUUCACGUAUGGGGGAGAUAUUAUUUUCUUGUAGUUAAUUUUUAUAUUCCAAAAGAUUUUUUUAUAUUGUUUUAUUUUGUUUCAUUUUCUGUUUUCUGGAUUUCUUCUGUGUGUUUUGACUAAAGGCAUUAAUCUGUUUCUCAUUUAUGUUUUCUUGGCAUUAGAAUUUAAAUGAGAGUAUAAUCAACUCUUUUUUUAUAAAAGUGUUUACAGAAACACAUCUGUAACUUAUUUUAAGAAACAAGGGAACUAGUAGGCAUGGUUCAUGCUUAUGUAUUAUUAUUCCAUUUUUAAGUUCAUGUAAAUAAUUUGUCAUAAAAAAAGCAUAAAAUUGUUUCCUAAACAAUCUUUUCUGGGUGACUUUUCAGAGACUAAAAGUAAUUGUAUGGACUUAAUGUUUAAGCUUUGAAACGACAUCAGUUGUAAUGUUUAAGCUUUGAAACAACAUCAGCCGUACCAAUAUAGUAGUUUGAGCAAUCUGAUCAUCGAAUUAAAAUAAAGAGAUGUAGCUAAUUGUAGUGAAAUCUUAUUUGUUUUCCUGAAUUCCCGAAAGGUGCAGCACAUGUCUCAGUUGUCUCACACCUGCCUUAAUAUGAACAAUGGUGAUAGACAGCAUUUCCCCAUCUUCCCAUACUUCCUGAGGGAAAAAAUGCUCUCUGAAUUUUAUUUGUUUUUAAACUGUAUUUUGUGGUAUUUAUUUGAACUUGGCAGCAGUGUGUAGAUAAGGUAGCUCUCUCUAGAAGCUGUGUUCUAUUUACCGAAAUAUCCUUUCUUAUGCUGAUUUAUUUAUAUUCAUUCUCCUCUAGUCAGUUUCAGAUGACUCAUUUAUUACUAAUUGUCUGUGUAUGUACCUUUAAAUAUAAGAUACUGUCAGGUGAGAAAAAGCAUGUAAUAAUGAAAUUAGCUUUUAUAUUUAUCAAAAAUUUAUCUGUAUUUAACUAGAAAAUAUGUUAUGAGUUUAGAAUUUUAAAUUUGUUGUGUAAAGAACUGUGAUAUUUUGAUUCAUUCAUUUAUUUUGUAUGCCUAAUGAUGUGCAGCUUUUACAGCUGUAAGAUUGCGAUCUGAAAAGUGUUGUGAAUGUAAUUUUACUACCUUUAUUGUAGAAUCCAUUGUAGCUGCAUUAAACAUAAAAUCUUCUAAUGAUGUAAAACUUUUAUGCAAAUGUGUGCACAAAGCAAAAAGUGAUAGAAUAACAAUUUGUUUAACAGAAA